Molecule: messenger RNA, 964 nt
Organism: Emiliania huxleyi CCMP1516
Lineage: Eukaryota; Haptophyta; Isochrysidales; Noelaerhabdaceae
Exons: 5
Coding region: 58-780 (240 amino acids)
Cellular component (GO): protein kinase CK2 complex; cytoplasm
Molecular function (GO): protein kinase regulator activity
Source: RefSeq, a predicted model, not a curated record
CCAGACGCUCGCCACCCACAGCGCGCCGAGGUCUCCCGGCAAGCCUCUUCCUGUCUGAUGCAGGCGGCGGAGGGCGCGCUCUCCUCCUCCGAGGAAGGCAGCUCGCUCGACGAGCCCACCUGGGUGUCCUGGUUUUGCAUGCUGCGGAACCACGAGUUCUUCUGCGAGGUGGACCCCUCCUUCGUACAAGACCGCUUCAACCUCUAUGGGCUCAAAGAGCUGGUCGGUCCGUUGUAUGGGGAGGCGAUGACGAUGAUCCUGGGCUACGCGCCUACAGAGAAGCAGCUGGCGGACCCAACGCAGAGGGUGCACAAGGUGCUUGACACGGCGCGCAUACUAUACGGGCUGAUCCACGCGCGCUAUAUCUUGACGGCGCAGGGGCUGAGCGACAUGAAAGCAAAGUACAAGGCGCACGAGUUUGGCGCCUGCCCGCGGACGCUGUGCGACAAGCAGGUGGUGCUGCCGGUCGGGCUGAGCGACACGCACUCGACGUCCAACGAGAACCCGCUCAAGCUCUUCUGCCCGCGCUGCCAGGAGCUGUACGAUCACAACGUGCCGGGCGGCAACUACAUCGACGGCGCCUUCUUCGGGUCGACAUACCCGCACCUGUUCCUGCAGACCUUCCGCGAGGUCCGGCCCCCGCCGCCGACGCAGAGGUACGUGCCGCGCGUGUUUGGCUUCAAAAUAGCCAAGGUCGAGGAGCAGGCGCUCCAAAACACCGCGCGAGAGGAGUGGCCCAAGCGGCUGAAAAACGAGCCGGUCAGCGACUGGGACUCCUGACGCGUGUGCGGGCUCUUUCGGCCCUGUCCAGUUUUCGUGCUCCCCCCCCUCGCCCCCCCCGAAUCGACUGCACCCCCCGAGAUGGUGGGUGCAGGCGCGGCUUGUCGGUGUCGCAAGAGAGCGGCGUGAGACGUUGGAGUUGGUAGUCGUCGGAGGCACCCUGCAUCAAAUGGUAUUCGAUCUC